Molecule: messenger RNA, 651 nt
Organism: Necator americanus (New World hookworm)
Lineage: Eukaryota; Metazoa; Nematoda; Chromadorea; Rhabditida; Ancylostomatidae
Exons: 6
Coding region: 1-651 (216 amino acids)
Source: RefSeq, a predicted model, not a curated record
AUGAACCAAAGUACAAUGAGUAGUUCUUAUUCGCAGGACUUCCCAAAAUCCUCAGCGAAUGUCUACUUCGAAGUUGCCCAUCCCUUUCGUAUUGCCUCGAUCCACUCGCCAAAUCCGCCCUAUGAUGUGAAAUCGCCAGCGAGAGUUUCUUGGAAUUCAUACCGUUAUGAGUGGCUUUGGGCACCGAUGCCUUCUGCUCUUUCUGAAGAGGACUUGGGCUUUUCAUGGUCUUAUGGAUCGAACAAAGCUAGCGUUGUUAUGUCAGGAAUUGAGUAUAUUGUGUCUGUUAUCUGUAUUGGGUUAACAUUUCUUGUUUAUAUACUGAUAGCAGUAUCUAUCUAUAGGAUGACAAGAGGAGUUGUCUCUGUUAAACGUAGAGAAAUUGUUUUGGUAGUUCAUGCAGCGCUAUUGUUUUUCACACUUACUACACUAAUCACAUGUUGGCAUUACUACAGCAUUUUUCUACCUGAGUCAGUGUGGACGUACUUUUCUAUCAACAUUUACUGGAUGUUGUACUGCGGGCUUAAUCCUAUACUGCACAUGGCAUUCUCAAAGCAAAUGCGCACUUCCUGGUUACGUUUCAUUGGAUGUACGGUCCUGCGGAGAGAUAGAAAGACUAUUUCAGUAGUCGCGGCGACUUCCUACCGAUAG